AUGCCACCAGAAAUUCAGAACAAUCCUAGGUUUUUUCCUUGGUUUGAAGACUUCAUAGGUGCUAUAGAUGGGACUCAUGUACGUGCAUCAGUUCCUAUUGAGAUGCAAGAGAGAUUUCGAGGAAGAAAGGAUAAGACAACACAAAAUGUACUAGCGGCCGUAGACUUUGAUCUAAAGUUUACUUAUGUGCUUGCUGGUUGGGAGGGCUCUGCCCACGACUCAAGGGUUUUGGGGAAAUACUAUCUUGCUGACGCUGGGUAUGGGGACCGUAAAGGUUUUAUGUCUCUAUUUAGACGUGUUCGUUACCAUUUGAAGGAGUAUACCGACAAUCCUCCCGAGAAUGAACAAGAAUUAUUCAAUCUUCGCCAUUCUUCACUGAGGAUGUGUAUAGAGAGGGCGUACAGGGUGUUAAAAAAAAGAUUUUGCGUCUUAGAUGCUGAGCCUUUUUGGUCAUAUGAAACCCAAGUGGAUGUGGUUCUUGCUUGUUUUGUGAUAUAUAACUACCUAAGAGGUGUUGAUCCCAAUGAUGCAAUUACACGAGAGGCCGACUUGGAGGUUGAAACACAUGACAUAAGGAAAUCGCUUACUCGAAAGGAAAUUCGUGAGGAAACCAAAGAGUGUGUGAAAAAACGAAAUUCUAUAGGAUCGGCCAUGUGGAAUGCAUAUAAGAAGCAUCGAACUAAUUGA
Chenopodium quinoa (quinoa) is the source of this 687-nucleotide messenger RNA. RefSeq names its product protein ALP1-like. The record is from RefSeq and is a predicted model, not a curated record. Lineage: Eukaryota; Viridiplantae; Streptophyta; Magnoliopsida; Caryophyllales; Amaranthaceae. The transcript has 2 exons. Bases 1 to 687 code for a protein of 228 amino acids.